Galdieria sulphuraria is the source of this 999-nucleotide messenger RNA. RefSeq lists its product as uncharacterized. Bases 51 to 863 code for a protein of 270 amino acids. The transcript is spliced from 2 exons. The record is from RefSeq and is a predicted model, not a curated record. Lineage: Eukaryota; Rhodophyta; Bangiophyceae; Galdieriales; Galdieriaceae.
CAACGACCCGCCUAAUUUUUAAGUGGAUUUUGGACAAAGUAGAAUAAGCCAUGACAACUGAAGACUGGAAAGGACUACCAGAGAUAGACUAUGAAGUUUUACAGCUGUUCCCAAACUUUACGAAAGAGGAUAUUAUCCAAAAAGCUCGUGAAAUAAGAGAAAAGUCGUUGUCGACAGAUUUCUAUUGUUGUAUAGACGGGCUUCAUUUUUUGAAGUUUGGAUUGAAGCACAACCCUUUUUAUGGAGAAGUUUUUCAGGAAGGAAAACUUUCAGAGCUGAGGAUACUCGAUAUUGGUUGCUGUUUUGGAGUUGAUAUUCGAGGGUUGAUUCUCGAUGGAGCAGAUAUAAACAAUGUGUUUGGAAUUGAUUUGUCAGACUCUUUAAUCAGUUUAGGAUUUGAACUAUUUGGGGACGCGGAGAGAUUGAAAGGUCAUUUUAUAGAAGCUGAUGCGACCAGCAAAGAUUUUGUGAAUACGGUUUCCGAGAAGACAGGAGGAAAAUUCGACCUUAUUAUCCUGCAGUUAGUUCUGCAUACAGUAGCGGAUAGCGGAGCGCUUUUGAUUCAAAAUGUAUUCAGACUAUUAAACACUGGAGGGAAACUGAUUGGUUGCACUCUUGGUACUGAGGAAGACCUGGACGAAGAACUGAAGGUUGGGGUUGGACGUCGGAGACGUUUUAUUCACUCGGAGCGAACAUUAAGUAGACUUUUCUCUUCUUGUGGAUUCACAAAUAUUACUGUGAAGUUCUGCAAAUGGAAUCCACAGAAAUGGUCGGUUGGAUGGAUUGAGAAUAAUUUUUCGUUUUCCUUAAAAAAUGAAUGUCUUGGAUUCCUCAUAUUUCGUUGUAUGAACGUUGAAUUUUGACGAGUCAUUUUCUACAAUGUUGUGAACAAAAGCAUCUCUUUCAUGACGACUUGUGUUUUCCAGUUCUACAGGACAUUAGUACAAUUUUUUUGUUUAUAUGUUAUUUUUAUGAGGGAAUAAACUCACUGAAGUGUUU